AUGUCCGCCACUGUUACUAAACAACCGUCUAAAAAUGUUUCUAAAUCCAAUGCAGCAGCCACCGGAGCAGCGGGGGCGACUGGUGCACCCCCAGUUAUUCCUCUGGCCUCACCGCUGAUGGGGAAAAAGAAGAAACCGUUCCUGGGGAUGCCUGCCCCGCUCGGUUACGUUCCCGGUUUGGGUAGAGGGGCUACUGGUUUCACUACUCGUUCAGAUAUUGGUCCCGCUCGUGAUGCGAACGAUCCAGUAGACGACAGGCAUGCUCCUCCAGGGAAGAGGACUGUUGGGGACCAAAUGAAAAAAAAUCAGGAUGAUGAUGACGAAGAUCUGAAUGAUACUAAUUAUGAUGAGUUUAAUGGCUACGCGGGUAGUUUGUUCUCCAGUGGUCCAUAUGAGAAGGACGAUGAAGAAGCAGAUGCUAUAUAUUGUGCUUUAGAUAAAAGAAUGGAUGAAAGACGCAAGGAAAGAAGGGAGCUGAGAGAAAAGGAAGAAAUAGAAAAAUACCGUAUGGAGCGACCCAAAAUUCAGCAGCAGUUUUCAGACCUAAAGAGGAAACUGGCAGAGGUCUCAGAGGAGGAAUGGCUUAGCAUUCCUGAAGUGGGAGACGCCAGGAAUAAGCGCCAGAGGAACCCACGCUAUGAGAAACUCACUCCUGUUCCAGAUAGCUUUUUUUCCAAGCACCUCCAAACAGGAGAGAAUCACACCAGUGUGGACCCAUUGAAGGGGCUGGGCGGUCUUAACACACCAUACCCAGGAAGCAUGACGCCAGGCCUAAUGACACCAGGGACAGGAGACCUGGACAUGAGGAAAAUUGGUCAGGCCAGGAACACACUCAUGGAUAUGAGACUGAGUCAGGUGUCUGACUCAGUCAGCGGUCAGACAGUGGUGGACCCUAAAGGUUACCUUACGGACCUCAAUUCUAUGAUCCCCACACAUGGAGGGGACAUCAGUGACAUUAAAAAGGCUCGUCUGCUGCUGAAAUCAGUGAGGGAGACAAACCCUCAUCAUCCGCCUGCCUGGAUUGCUUCGGCCAGGCUGGAAGAAGUAACCGGGAAACUGCAGGUGGCCCGGAAUCUCAUCAUGAAAGGCACAGAGAUGUGUCUGAAGAGUGAGGACGUGUGGCUGGAGGCGGCCAGGCUCCAGCCUGGUGACACGGCCAAAGCUGUGGUAGCGCAAGCUGUUCGGCACAUGCCGCAGUCUGUCCGAAUAUAUAUCAGAGCUGCGGAACUGGAAACGGAUGUCAGAGCAAAGAAAAGAGUCCUCAGAAAAGCCUUGGAGAAUGUGUCUAAGUCAGUUCGUCUGUGGAAGACAGCCGUCGAGCUGGAGGAGCAGGAAGAUGCCAGAAUCAUGCUAAGUAGAGCAGUAGAGUGUUGCCCUACAAGUGUAGAGCUGUGGCUGGCUUUGGCUCGAUUGGAGACAUAUGAAAAUGCCCGACGUGUCCUAAAUAAGGCUCGUGAGAACAUCCCUACUGAUCGUCACAUCUGGAUCACUGCCGCAAAGUUGGAGGAAGCCAAUGGCAAUACACAGAUGGUGGAGAAGAUCAUUGAGAGAGCCAUCACCUCGCUGCGCGCUAACGGGGUGGAGAUCAACAGAGAGCAGUGGAUACAGGAUGCGGAAGAAUGCGACAAGGCUGGCAGUGUAGCCACCUGCCAAGCAAUAAUCAGAGCAGUCAUCGGGAUUGGCAUCGAAGAGGAAGACCGCAAACACACUUGGAUGGAGGACUCUGAUAGUUGCGUGGCCCAUGGAGCAUUGGAGUGUGCCAGGGCCAUCUAUGCCCAUGCUCUGCAGGUGUUCCCCAGUAAGAAAAGUGUGUGGCUUCGAGCUGCCUACUUUGAAAAGAACCAUGGAACAAGGGAGUCUUUAGAAACCCUGCUUCAGAAAGCUGUGGCUCACUGUCCAAAGGCAGAGGUAUUGUGGCUUAUGGGAGCAAAAUCCAAGUGGCUCGCUGAGGAUGUGCCUGCUGCUAGAAGUAUUCUAGCGCUGGCCUUUCAGGCUAAUCCAAACAGUGAGGAGAUCUGGCUGGCUGCAGUCAAGCUUGAGUCUGAAAAUAACGAGUAUGAGAGAGCUCGUCGUUUGUUAGCCAAAGCUCGUAGCAGUGCUCCAACGGCUAGAGUGUUCAUGAAGUCAGUCAAGUUGGAGUGGGUAUUAGGGAACAUUGAAGCUGCGCAGGAGUUGUGCACAGAGGCCCUGAAACACUAUGAGGACUUUCCAAAACUCUGGAUGAUGAAAGGCCAGAUUGAGGAACAAUGUGACAAUACAGAUAAAGCGAGAGAGGCUUACAACCAAGGGUUGAAAAAGUGUCCCCAAUCAGUAGCCCUGUGGCAGCUGACAUCACGUCUAGAAGAACGAGUGGGCCAGCUGACCAGAGCUAGAGCCAUCCUGGAGAAGGCGCGACUCAAGAACCCACAGGGUCCAGAGUUGUGGUUGGAAUCGGUCCGAUUGGAAUACCGGUCGGGACUGAAAAACAUUGCAAACACACUAAUGGCCAAAGCUCUGCAGGAAUGUCCAAAUUCAGGCAUCCUGUGGGCUGAAGCAGUGUUUUUGGAGGCCAGGCCACAGAGGAAGACCAAGAGUGUGGAUGCUUUGAAGAAAUGUGAACAUGAUCCACACGUGUUGCUUGCUGUGGCCAAGUUGUUCUGGAGUGAGCGGAAGAUCACCAAAGCCAGAGAAUGGUUCCUCCGCACGGUGAAGAUAGAGCCUGACCUGGGAGAUGCUUGGGCUCUCUUCUACAAGUUUGAACUCCAGCAUGGAACAGAGGCACAACAGGAAGAGGUGCGAAAGCGCUGUGAGAAUGCCGAACCACGCCAUGGUGAGCUGUGGUGUGCAGAGUCCAAACACGUCCUGAACUGGCAGAAGAAGACAGUAGAGAUUCUUGCACAAGUUGCAAGCAAGAUCAAAAACACAUUCUAA
Nerophis lumbriciformis (worm pipefish) is the source of this 2910-nucleotide messenger RNA. The record is from RefSeq and is a predicted model, not a curated record. NCBI's taxonomy places the organism in Eukaryota, Metazoa, Chordata, Actinopteri, Syngnathiformes, Syngnathidae.